AAAAAAACAGUGUAAACAUAACCUCAAAGCAAAUUCAGAAAGAUAACAAAAGCAAAAUAAUAUUAUUCGGCUGAGUACGAGGUUAACUUUUUAUGUAUUUUUAAUAGAAUUAGAAAAAUGAAAUAUAUUACCAAAUUAUUAGACAGUAUCAACCGCUGUUUCAUACCAAAAUUAUCGAAAAAUUAUGAUGAGAUCGAGGUAAAAAAUCACGUAGAAUUCGAUCUUCGUAAUAAUAAUUUAGAUCACAAUUUUGAACUCCUUGUGCAAUGCCUCGGAGAUCUAAUGCUUUCAGAAAACAAAGAAGCUUCAACCGUAAUUUCAUCAUUGUAUAUCUUAUACAAAGAGCUGCAGUGCGAAUGUCCGUGGAACAAUGAAAAGACUAAAGACUAUGCAAAAAAACUAAACAUUUAUUUCGAGGUGCUGGGUGAAUUACCCUUAGAAGUUGUGCUGCUUCAAAAGAGUAACUUUGAUGUGCAAGAAAUAUUUGAUAAAUGCUUAGAGGCAUUACACAGUAAGUUAACAUCUGAAGAUUUUAAGAAAUAUCCAAGCCUAAUUGAAGUUUUCUGCUUGAUAUUAGCAGAUUUGAUGAAAUAUAGUGUCAAAGUGAAACCGCAAAGGGUAUUUCCAGUGUCGCUGCUACUGAUUGAUGAUUACAUAGAGACAAAUAAAAGAAAGGGAUUGUCAUGCUGCUUAGCAGCUUUGCAAUGUAUGAAACUGGAGGAUUUUGACGGUGGAAAUUACUAUGAAGUAGUUUAUAGAAGCCUGAAAAGGACAUUCUUAGAAAAAGAUAUCAAGAUCACUGCAUUAACUCACGCAUGUCUUAUAGAGUUGUGUAGAAUAUUUCCUGCUGAUAUUAAGCAUGAUAAAAUGGAUGAUAUGUAUUCUGGAAUCCUAGAUCAGAUAAUUACUGAAUCAAACAUAUACAGGAAGGCUGAAUGCUUGAAGUUCACACAGUUUAUUGUACAGACACACAAAAUAAAUUGUGUUAGUAGAAACAGUUUCAAAAUGAUUAUAUGUGACUGUUUGGAUCUUUGCACAAAUGAAAUGGUGGCUAAUGUUUUAUUAGUGAAUACUUUAGAGUGUCUCGACGAAUGGAUCAUACAUUGCUGGUGUAUAUGGAAACUCUCGUCCGAUUACAAAAUCAUUUCAACCCUUCUAAAAAUCUUAUACACAUGCCAGAGAGUAUAUAUUGCUUCAAGAGUUCAAAGGCUUAUUAUAAUCCUAAUUUGUCUGUGUAAAGAUAGUGAACAGAAACAGCUUAUUGCCAAUUUAGAGAAAGCCAAUACCAUUGAUAAUGAUGUUUUUAAGAAACGGGUGGAAGAAAUAAGACAAGAAUUUAUAUCUUAAAAUCUAUAUUCAGUAAAAUAACUCACAAAUAGGUAUAUUUAUCUGUACAUAAUAUAUUUCAUUUCUUAAUCACAGUUCUAAAUAAAAUGUUUCAAGAUCACA
Messenger RNA from Maniola jurtina (meadow brown), 1449 nucleotides. RefSeq lists its product as uncharacterized. Gene Ontology annotation, cellular component: centrosome; nucleoplasm; cytosol. The transcript is spliced from 5 exons. The coding region runs from base 118 to 1347 and encodes 409 amino acids. NCBI's taxonomy places the organism in Eukaryota, Metazoa, Arthropoda, Insecta, Lepidoptera, Nymphalidae. The record is from RefSeq and is a predicted model, not a curated record.